This is a messenger RNA of Sorghum bicolor (sorghum), 2349 nucleotides long. Its product is annotated as protein NUCLEAR FUSION DEFECTIVE 4. The transcript is spliced from 3 exons. Lineage: Eukaryota; Viridiplantae; Streptophyta; Magnoliopsida; Poales; Poaceae. The record is from RefSeq and is a predicted model, not a curated record. Gene Ontology annotation, cellular component: membrane. Bases 216 to 1949 code for a protein of 577 amino acids.
AGAAAUGGACUUAUACUAUUACUGAACAGGAAAAGCUCAUGUGUGUAUAAAUAUAGGCAGCGCGAUCGUUGAGCAGGUAGCUAAAGCCAGAGAGCCCGGGCAGAGGUGUGUGCGGACAGGCACCGCGCGCGCUUGUCCGCGCGGCGGGAGUCGAGAGAGAAGCGCGCGCGCCUUGCCUUGCAAUCCAAUCAUCAUUCCAGAACCACCAAUCAAGCAUGAUGAUGGCGCAACCGGAACCGGAAGGGGGCCAGCAGCAGCAGCAGCAGCGGAGGAACGCCGGCGGCGGCGGCCGGGGGGACGAGGCAUGGCGGCGGUGGGCGAUGCUGGUGGCGACGGUGUGGAUCCAAGCUCUGACGGGGACCAACUUCGACUUCUCGGCCUACUCGUCGGCGCUGAAAUCGUCGCUGGGGAUCUCCCAGGAGGCGCUCAACUACCUAGCCACGGCGUCGGACAUGGGCAAGGCGCUGGGGUGGUCGUCGGGGCUGGCGCUGCUCUACAUGCCGCUCCACGCCGUGCUCAUGCUCUCCGCCGCCAUGGGGCUCGCCGCCUACGCCGUCCAGUACUUGUGCCUCGUCGCGUCCGUCGCCGUCCCUUACCCUCUGGUGUUCUUGGUCUGCUUGAUAGCAGGGUGCAGCAUCUGCUGGUUCAACACAGUCUGCUUUGUUCUCUGCAUACGCAGCUUCUCUGCAAACAACCGCUCUCUAGCCCUCUCCCUCUCAAUAAGCUUCAACGGGCUCAGCGCUGCCUUCUACACUCUCUUUGGGAAUGCCCUCGCCCCUUCCUCACCAGCUGUAUACCUCCUCCUCAAUGCGAUCCUCCCUUUUGGUGUCUCUGUUCUUGCACUCCCAGCGAUCCUCCUCUGCCACAAAAAUGACGGCCACCUCCAAAGCACGCCCAGGCAUGACAGGCGUGUCUUCCUUGGUCUCUACAUCCUCGCAUUCAUCACGGGCAUAUAUCUGGUGGUCUUUGGAUCUUUCACCGCAACCAGCUCUACUGCAUGGGUCAUCCUCACAGGUGCCAUGGUCCUCCUCGCCCUUCCUCUCAUCAUCCCUGCCUGCUCCAGUUGCUCAUAUGUGGAUACAGAUGGCCCUGACCCUGCAUCGCUACUAAACCAUGAUGAUCCACAUAAGCCACUCCUAAUCAGUAACAAUCGUCAGAUGGAGUCCAAUGCGAUGACGCAAAAACCAAUGGAGCACCAGAUGCAGGGAAAUUGUUGUGGAACAAUAGUGGGCAAGGGCCGCCUGGUGGCGCUCAGUGAAGAACAUAGUGCAAAGAAGCUCAUUCGGUGUGUGGACUUCUGGCUCUACUACACAGCCUACUUCUGUGGAGCCACUGUUGGCCUGGUAUACAGCAACAACUUGGGGCAGAUUGCACAGUCAUUGCACCAGCAGUCACAGCUCACCAUGCUACUUGCUGUCUACUCAUCCUCCUCCUUCUUCGGUCGUCUUCUUUCUGCACUACCUGACAUUCUUCACAGGAAGGUACCACUUGCUCGCACAGGGUGGCUUGCUGCUGCAUUGGUCCCCAUGCCAAUGGCCUUUUUCCUUAUGUGGAACCAACAAGAUGCAAGCACCCUGGUAGCAGGAACAGCACUAGUUGGCCUAAGCUCAGGGUUCAUCUUUGCUGCAGCAGUGUCAGUGACCUCCGAGCUCUUUGGACCAAAUAGCGUUGGGGUGAAUCACAACAUCCUAAUCACCAAUAUCCCAUUGGGCUCACUCCUCUAUGGCCAGAUUGCUGCCAUGGUAUACGAUGGAAAUGGCCAAAAGAUGACAGUAAUGGAUAACCGCACUGGCAUUGUUGAAACCAUGAUUGUGUGCAUGGGGAUGAAGUGCUACUCAACCACCUUCUUCCUGUGGGCUUGCAUCACAUUUCUAGGGUUAGCAUCAAGCAUAGCUCUAUUCAUACGAACAAAACCAGCUUAUGCUGCUGCUGCUAGCCGGUCAAGUUGAAGCACCUUCACCAAUUUUCCAGUUUGCAGAGAAACUCCUUUAUCAGUUCCUUACUGAUUUCAAGCCACAGUUAGCUUGUACAAAAAUUGGCUUAGUUCUAGGUGAAAUGGGCUAGAUACAAUACACAAAAUGAAUACCACGGCAAGAGACAUCAAGAAGAUACGAAAUUAUCAGCCUAUCAGCUGGUAUGUAAAGUACUAUCAGUAUUACCUUCACUAGGAUUAAUACUAACAAGUAGGCCCAAGGUUGGAUGAAGGCAGUUUGGAAUGUUUAUUACUGAUUGACUGAGACGUGUGCAAAAUCGUCUGUAUUUACUGUUGUUAUGUACACCCUCGAAUUCAUAUACAUGGUGUUAAGGACAUCAACAAGGUUUACAGGUUGAAAUUUCAACCAUUGAAAA